AGUUCUAUAAAAAACAUUGGUUCCUUUAUUUACAGAAAAAUUGGAAAAAUAUUUGUUUAUGUUCUUCACCGUUGGAUUUUUGGUUACGGCAGUGUUAGUGAUGGCUUGGAGGAGUCAUGGUAUAAAUAACGCUGAUUUGGUGCGCAAUCUUAAAGCAAAUGGCAUUAUUAAAUCUGAUGCAGUAGCUAAUGCUAUGAACUCUGUGGAUCGUAAGAACUACUGUCCCUAUGCUCCGUACCAUGACUCUCCACAGUCCAUUGGUUACUCUGCCACCAUCAGCGCCCCACACAUGCACGCCCAUGCACUGGAAAGGCUUAAAAACCAAUUGAUUCCCGGUGAAAAAGCCUUAGAUGUUGGCUCCGGCUCUGGAUACUUGACUGCCUGCAUGGCGUUCAUGGUCGGAGAGACCGGCCGAGUCAUAGGCAUAGAACAUAUUCCCGAGCUGGUUCAACUAGCUACAAAGAAUAUUAUGAAAGAUAAUCCUGGCCUUAUCACUUCUGAUCGGAUUAAAUUAAUUGUCGGGGAUGGGAGAGUUGGUUAUGAAGCUGACGCCCCGUACAACGCUAUCCAUGUCGGAGCGGCUGCACCCACACUUCCACAAGCUUUAAUAGAUCAAUUGAAGCCAGGAGGCAGACUCAUAGUGCCAGUCGGGCCAGAGGGCGGAGAACAACAUUUGACACAGGUGGACAAGGCAGCGGACGGGUCGCACACGGUCAAAAAGCUGAUGAGCGUCAUCUACGUGCCUCUGACCGACAAGGAGCGACAGCACCGUACUUGGCGUUAAAUUCUGAAACUAAGACGUGCACUGCCUUCGUUCCUACUGAACCAAUGACCUGUCUAUCCUCCUAAGACCCUGCGUACAAAUUUUUGAACUUA
This is a messenger RNA of Cydia amplana, 876 nucleotides long. RefSeq names its product protein-L-isoaspartate(D-aspartate) O-methyltransferase (gene Pcmt). The record is from RefSeq and is a predicted model, not a curated record. Gene Ontology annotation, cellular component: cytoplasm. The transcript is spliced from 7 exons. Gene Ontology annotation, biological process: protein modification process. Gene Ontology annotation, molecular function: protein-L-isoaspartate (D-aspartate) O-methyltransferase activity. Bases 59 to 784 code for a protein of 241 amino acids. Lineage: Eukaryota; Metazoa; Arthropoda; Insecta; Lepidoptera; Tortricidae.